Messenger RNA from Gamsiella multidivaricata, 593 nucleotides. RefSeq lists its product as uncharacterized. The transcript is spliced from 2 exons. Lineage: Eukaryota; Fungi; Mortierellomycota; Mortierellomycetes; Mortierellales; Mortierellaceae. The record is from RefSeq and is a predicted model, not a curated record. Bases 202 to 528 code for a protein of 108 amino acids.
CAGGUCUAAAACAAGAGCUCGUUCUAUUUAUUUGGCAAUGAUGCUCUUAAGUAGCUGAAGAUCAUUAACAUGCGCCAUCCCAUUAAAUAUAGCUGAUUUUAUGACAUUCGCACUCGUUGCAGUCAGUUCGGGCAUUCAAUUGGCUCUCAAACUCGAGUUUCAUUUCGAUGGCCUUGUUUAAAUUGACUUGUCCAUAUCGUCAUGACCAUAUCGCCUUGGCCAUAUCGUCUUGGCCAUAUCGUCUUGGCUGUAUUAUCUUGUCCGUAUGGGUUUGUGCAGACUUGUUUUCUACGCCACGUUAAACACCUCAGCGUGGGUUGCGUCCCAUACCACUGCGAUGCUGUCGGAGCCUCGAUCCUCAACAGCGGCGACCUGCAGGUAUGCGUGAAGAGUGUGAGGGUCACACGAGAUAAAGAGAACGACCUCCUGCUGGCUGUGAGGCAUAGAAAGCGGGAAGCAAAGAAUAAGAAGAGGAAAGGUGAGAAGCAGCAAAUAAAGGCGAGCAGCAACAAAGAAGGAAUGGUGUGAAGUUGAGAUAGAGCGUUGGAAUGAAGGAGCAAAGUCGCGAGAUAGAUAGGCGCAGUCAGUAUGAG